AUGAUGGAUGUGAAAGUGGAGCAGGCUGCAGAGACGGACAGCGAUCAUCCGCCUCCUCUCCAGGUGUUCGCGCUCACGUCCACGCUGCACGGCAUCGCUCACAUCUUCUCCAACGAGAGAGUGACGGCCAGAUGCUGCCUGUGGCUGCUCUUCUUCCUCGGCUCCUUGGGCUUCCUGCUGUACGUCUGUGUGGACCGAGUUCAGUUCUACCUGGACUUUCCGUACGUCACCAAAGUGGAUGAGAUCGUGGCUCCUGCAAUGCUGUUCCCCGCCAUCACCAUCUGCAACCUCAAUGCCUUCCGCUUCAGCAAAGUCACCCGCAACGACCUGUACCACGCAGGGGAGCUGCUAGCGAUGCUCAACUCCAGAUAUGAGAUUCGGGAUGUUCACCUGGUCGAGGAGAGCGUUCUGGAGGCUCUGAAGGUCAAAGCUGACUUCCAGAACUUUAAGCCUCGCCCGUUUAACAUGCUCGAGUUCUAUAAUCGAACAGGCCAUGACAUCAGGGACAUGCUUCUCUCGUGCCACUUCAGGGGGAAACUGUGUCGGCCUGAAGAUUUCAAAGUGGUGUUCACACGUUAUGGGAAGUGCUACACAUUUAACUCGGGUGAGAGCGGUCCGCCGCUGCUCAGUGUGAAGGGUGGGAUGGGGAACGGCCUGGAGCUCAUGCUGGACAUCCAACAAGAUGAAUAUUUACCUGUGUGGGGAGAAACAGAUGAGACGUCUUUUGAAGCAGGAAUCAAAGUUCAGAUUCACAGUCAGUCUGAGCCACCGUUCAUUGAUCAGCUGGGAUUUGGUGUCGCUCCAGGAUUCCAGACCUUUGUGUCCUGCCAAGAGCAGCGGCUGGUGUUCCUGCCACCUCCAUGGGGAAACUGCAAGAUGAAUUCACCGGAUUCAGAGUUCUUCAGCACUUACAGCCUCAGUGCAUGUCGCAUCGACUGCGAGACGCGAUACCUGGUGGAGAACUGCAACUGCCGCAUGGUGCACAUGCCCGGUGACGCCCCGUACUGCAGCCCUGAGCUCUAUAAAGUGUGUGCAGACUCGGCACUUGCGUACCUGGUGGAAAGGGAUAAUGAGUACUGCAUGUGUGAGACUCCAUGUAACACCACACGCUACAGCAAGGAGCUCUCUUUCGUCAAGAUCCCCAGCAAAGCCUCGGCAAAAUACCUCGCCAAGAAAUUCAGCAAGUCUGAGAAGUACAUCACAGACAACAUUCUUGUUCUCGACGUCUUUUUCGAAGCUCUCAACUAUGAGACCAUUGAGCAGAAGAAAGCCUAUGAAGUAGCAGGACUGCUGGGUGAUAUCGGAGGACAGAUGGGACUCUUCAUUGGAGCAAGCAUUCUCACCAUUCUCGAGCUCUUCGAUUAUCUGUAUGAGGUAGCAAAGUACAAGCUGUGUCGCUGCUCGGACAAGAAACAUCAGAACAACAGCAGCGAUCAUGACACGGUGAUGGGACUCAACGAUGUCAAGUGUCAUGUCAGCCAGUUUCAUUAG
Messenger RNA from Neoarius graeffei (lesser salmon catfish), 1491 nucleotides. RefSeq names its product acid-sensing (proton-gated) ion channel 1a (gene asic1a). The record is from RefSeq and is a predicted model, not a curated record. Bases 1 to 1491 code for a protein of 496 amino acids. Gene Ontology annotation, biological process: sodium ion transmembrane transport. Gene Ontology annotation, cellular component: membrane. The transcript has 10 exons. Lineage: Eukaryota; Metazoa; Chordata; Actinopteri; Siluriformes; Ariidae.